GGUUACUCCUGCAACUAAAAUGAAUCACGUGACUUGUCCGUGUUUGAAACAUGGUCGAUGCCACAGGAAUCUGGGACGGAAGAAUUGUGCUUCUGUACCUGGUUGGGGAACAUCGAGACGGCCAGCGUGAAGUUACCGAAUGAUGUACUCGCGGAGUGGGACGGCAGCCGUUGCGCAACCUGACCCUGUCUCCCGUAUUAUGGCCACUUAUCUUGUCCGCAACUAAAUAAGUUGUGCCAGUUGAAUACGGAUCAGUUCUUGGAGACUUGAUGAUGAAUCCACACCGAAGGGUCGGUGUGGCCCCCGUAGUGGACCGGACAAGAGCUGAUGAGUUGCAGACAACACUAUUCAACUUAUCAAACCAGAAUGAAGAGGAAGAAGUCGUUCCUCAAAUGGACGAACAUCCACCCCCUUCCAUUCAUGAACUGGCAGGUUCACACCGAAAACUCGCUACAUGGUAUGAGAAAACCGAUCUGGGGCGUCUCAAUGGCAUAUUCGCUAUAUUUUACACCAUUUAUGGAGCGGUACUGUUGUGCUUCACUGUUGCUCUUCGGCCCAGCAACCCACUCCACGAAGGUCAGUACGUUUGUUACUUCGGCCGCUGUUUCGCUAAGGGAGUGACUGGAUCCGUCACUAGACCGUUUCACAUACACCGUGGUAACGACGCGUUCCACCCCUACUCAUGGAGCGUCUGCCUUGCUGCAAUGAUGAUCACUGCUUAUGGUGGGCUCAUUUGGUCCAAACUCAGCAUCCGUGUAAUCAAUAUGGGACAUGUGCUCAAUUGGACCACCGCCUUCUACACCAGCCUGGCGGCCGUGCAAGCUGUCCUCCAUUACAAUGACCCAUACUUUAAGAAUUUCACCUCUCCCAUCUGGUUUGAGGGAAUGAUGCAUACUGUGUUCGGCCCCAUUUCUCUUAUAGCUGUAGCCCUGUUGUUGAUCUGUCAGGUGGGGCUGAACAUACCCACCUUAAUUGUACACGACAUUCACUAUUACCCCGAAAUGGCCCAAUAUUCCGCGAGUGAUAGCCUACAGACUUCGUCCAGUGACACGUUGUCUUAGUGCUGUUGUUCCAACUAAGCAACAAUGUGUGCAUUAUACCACACGCAAAAUAUUACAAGCAUUUUUCUAUA
Molecule: messenger RNA, 1132 nt
Organism: Dicrocoelium dendriticum
Lineage: Eukaryota; Metazoa; Platyhelminthes; Trematoda; Plagiorchiida; Dicrocoeliidae
Source: the annotation of a GenBank genome assembly